CGGGUGGCGUUCUGCAGACGCAUCUUGUACUUUGCAAACGCAGACUAAUUGUUUCGUUUAUUUAUUGACAUUUCUGCUAGCUUGCACUCUGUAAACGCACAUUUUAUUGUUUCGCUGUCCAAGUUUUCCAGCAGAUAUGUUAGUAGUUAAGUACUGACGGUGUACUUUUUCACUGGCAGCGUCUUCGUGUAGCUUUUGGCUGGAUAGAUGGCUUCAAGUCAUGUGCUGCUGGGUUAUUAAUAGGUCCAUCAGUUAUUAUUGCGGAUUGUGUGUUUAUCCGUGCAGAGUGCGCUAGCAGCGGAGCUUACUUUAUGGAAUGGAUGACUUGUAUCCUGAGUCGCGGGGAUUUCUUUGGAGUGCUUAUUUUCAAUUCCAGUUGUCCUUGAUUUGCAUAUAUUUUGCUCCUAAUGCAUAAUAACGUUGUCCUAGUUUUAUUUGCGGUCCCAUUACCCACUGCAUGCUUUUUGUAGCUCCCACUUAGUAGGCGGCGUAAAGGUCGUUGCUGUUUUUAUUUCAUGCAGUGAAGGCAGCAGGUGCUGCUCCUUUGUUUGGAUUCAGUGUGGGGGGGUCCACUACAACGACCUCCAACCCCCAUUUCUAAACACGGCUCUUGCGAACUUGUUGCGCUGUUUCUCUUGUGAGCGACUUUGUGGGGUCUGUGCCCCACACAGCUCAGCCCCUGGCAUCCAGCUGCAGCCUGCCAUGGUGACUGCCACCACUGUCUCCACCUCCACAUAUGCUGCCAAGACGUUUCGCUCUUACUUGCCACAGUGCCAUCGGACUUACAGUUGUGUACACUGUCGUGCACAGCUGGCAAACCAUGAUGAGCUGAUAUCAAAGUCUUUCCAAGGAAGCCAAGGGAGAGCAUAUCUCUUUAAUUCUGUGGUAAAUGUGGGCUGUGGACCUGCGGAAGAAAGGGUCCUGCUGACGGGGCUGCAUGCUGUGGCAGACAUUUACUGUGAUAGCUGCAAGACCACCCUGGGCUGGAAGUAUGAGCAUGCUUUUGAGACCAGUCAGAAAUACAAGGAAGGAAAGUACAUCAUUGAAGUGGCCCACAUGGUCAAGGAUAACGGCUGGGAGUAGAACUGAGCAAACUUGUAAUUUACCUGCACAAGACGGCAAGAACUCUGUGUUGUACACCGUAAUACUAUUGAUAUGCAUGUAUGUGCAUAUAAUGUAAAUAAUAUACGUUGUAUUUAUUAAUCAUAGACAAGGACACACUGCAUUCUGCAGACUUGCAGGGAAGCAGAGUUGUGGAAUUCCAGUGGCUAAGGAGACUCUUCUGACACUGUGAUGGGCAUACAUGGAGUUGGGGGUGUGUGCUCACUUUGCAGUUUGUCACCAUACUAUUCCAUUAUUGUGUAAUGACUGGACAAAGGAAGAAAAAAUGCUGUAGUGGCAAUACAUGGAGAACACUGAUGUUUUGAGAUUUAUGGCAGUAAAGCUGCACUUCAUGUGUUUUGGAAUGAUUCCUGUAGACAUCCAAAAAUACUGACAACAAGCUAGCCAUGGAGUAAAGAGUGUCGAGGAAGACCUGAGCUGAGAUAAUGAAAGAAAGGACAUGAAAGCCUCACCUCAGUUUCUUGUCAGUCACAUAUAUGAUUCCACUGUACUGCCACAAACCCAAAGAUGUGAAUCUUAACUUCUGAACUGUUAUUAUAACGAUUACCACAGAAGUGUUAAGACUGUACUAAUGCUCUGUCUUUGUUACAUUUAGCAGAAUGCGUUAUGCUUCACAGUUCAGAAUCAAUUUCUUUUAUUGAACCAGAAGCCAAUGACCUGUGACAGGUUGCAUGAUGCCCCUUUUGUAUUAAUGGAUAUGUUCCAGGUAACCUUUGAACCAGAAGCCAAUGACCUGUGACAGGUUGCAUGAUGCCCCUUUUGUAUUAAUGGAUCUGUUCCAGGUAACCUUAGUAUUCAGAAGUACUGUACAUAAUAUUUUUGUUAUUAUGGAGCAGGUGUUGUGUUCAAUAAGGCCAAAUUCUUUAAAGCUGUAUAAAACAAUUUAUAUUUAAGUUCUAUGAGAAAUGUAAAAUGCUAAGCUAAGUAUAGGUGCUUAUAACAUUCGUAAAAAAGAAAAGUACAUGUGCAUUCUUAUUAAAAAAAAAAAAAAAAAAAACUGCCAGUGGGAAUACUCAGAGUAAUGGAAAAGCUUCCCACCUACGUUAAUUUCUUGAGGUCAUCAAGCUGUUGAGAUAGUUCUGUACUUUUUUUUUAUUUUUUUUUAUUUACAUUAUGAAAUGGGUGGAUGGUCCAUUUUUAUGUUCUUUGUUGGAAUCUGAUUAACAUUUCUGCAUUUUAACUGUAGUUUUAGCAGUUUCUAAAUGUAAAUAUUUUGGAAAUAAUAACAACAGCAGCUAUGAACUCCUUGUAUGUAAGAAAGGUAUAUACAGCUAUGAACUCCUAUAUAAGAAGAUGUAUCUGAUGGAAACAGGCUACAAGUGUUUUUUUUCUUCAUCUCCUGAAGAGCACCUUGGAAAAUGUAUUGGUAAAGUUAAGUCUGUAAAUAUCUUUAAAGUACAUGUAACUGGUCACAAUAUGUAGACAUUAUAUAUAAAAAUGCUAAAUUGA
This is a messenger RNA of Protopterus annectens (West African lungfish), 2571 nucleotides long. RefSeq names its product yippee like 4 (gene YPEL4). NCBI's taxonomy places the organism in Eukaryota, Metazoa, Chordata, Ceratodontiformes, Protopteridae. The record is from RefSeq and is a predicted model, not a curated record. The transcript has 5 exons. The coding region runs from base 703 to 1083 and encodes 126 amino acids.